CUACCUUUUGUAGCUUGAUAGAUUUUUAUUAGUGUAGUAUUUUGGUAGUUUGUUAUUAUUUAGCUUGGUAUUAUUCUAAAAUGAAGUUUUUUCUGUAGCUGUGCACAAACCCUAGCAAUGACGGCGCUGAAAAGCGAAGCCAACAAACUGAUGAUCUGAUGGUGGCGUGGCGUGAAUUUGUGAUGACAGUGGUGAAAUUGCUACCCGACCACGUGAGCGACCACCUCAAGGGUCACCUCACCCUGCUACUCAUCAAUGCCCUGGCCGCUGAGAUGACCUCCAUCGUCAAUAUGAACGCCAUUGUUGGCCUCUCAGAAGCUGGCCUCAUGCUCAUCUCCAUGUGCAAAGAGUGUCGCACUAAGAAAGGUUGUAUGGAGCAGAUGGUGCGAAUUUUGUCGAAAUUAUCUCAGCAUUACAUCUACAUUAAACCGAAAGCAAUCACAAUGAUAUUGGCUUUUUCAGCUCGAUUACUAGAUGCCAGUCCUGUUAUUCUACCAGAAGAUGGAAUCGAGGUGUUAAUGGAGUCAGUGUGUGAAAUAAUAGCGAUUGAAGUUGAUCUAUUCAUAAACUCGUGUCAGGACCGAAACAAACCCAGCAAGAAGACUGACAAGUUGACGCUAGCUCUGUGUUUGGCGCUCAGAUUGCAGGCUCUGCUUGAGGAUCAUAGCAGUCUUGUUAAAACUUGGACCAAGAUAAUUCGCUCCAUGAAAUUUGUACAGAGACUGAUAUCCGCCAUAGCAACGUCAUUAAAGUGCCAAAUUGAGCCAAAACUGUGCCUUUUCAUGCUGGAAUUUCUUUUGGCUCUUACAAAUAAAGAGUCGCUUUUCAGACACAUUGACAUGUUCGAUCUCAACUACUACAUAUGGGAGAAUAUCCCACAAUGUACAGCAGGAUAUCCUAAUGAAACAAAAGCCGACUUGAAUAGUCAAUGGAAGCCAGUUUACUGCAGAGGUUUUGAUUUAGUCACAUUUUUGUUAGAAAAUAAUAGCCGCUGGAUAAGAGCAUCCACUUAUGACUUUAUUGAAUUACAUCAAGAUUAUUUAGAAGAACUUCUAAAACUGUUACAGGUGUCUGAUGAUGAGAUCGAUCUUGAGCUAGUAUCUGCUGGUUUGAGACUAUUGAGUCACAUUAUAUCCGACAACGUAUUUUCAAAGAAAUCCAGAAAUCAAAUAUCAAGGCUCAUGACGAGUGUAUAUGAGUGUGUUGGUGUUGUAGUGAAUCUGCUUCUACACCCGAACACACUUAUAUCGCAGUUCUACCUUCCACAUCCAAGAAAGCCGUUGCCGUUGCCUCUGGAGAACAAGCCACUUGAUCAAACCACCAUAAAAAAGGCUCAGAGUGCACAAAUCAAAUUGGUAGAAAUCUAUUGCGAGUGCAUAACAGUUCUUGAUCAACAUUCGCUGGAUCUGAAUGACGUGAUAACUGCCGAUCGACUGGGAGUCCCCCCCUGGGCUAUGCAGCCCCCCCUCGACAUGCUCGAGCCCAUGGACGACUUCUCUGUCAUACUCAACGCCAUCAACCUAUUCACCAGAGUAUUGACUAAGAGUAUGCGUGCUUCUACACCAGUAUCAGGAGAAACAGAAGAUGUGAGUGGCUCUCUGUCGAAGCUGACUGCUGUCAAGCACGAAGACAUCAGAUUUGCGCUUGAAAUAUCAAAUCACCUAUUGAUAUCUAGGAUUCUCUUGAUUAUUGUCGACGAUCGUCUUACUUUCAGACAAAAACAGCUCUUCAUAAGAGAUUUAUCUUCUGAAUUGAACAUGCUUCUAGAUUAUACUCGAAGAGUUAAGAUCGAUCCAAGACUUGACAGAUUGGCAAGUGAAGACUUUGAAGACAGUGCAAGUGGCAAUGUCCACAAACCACUCACAUGGCCUGAUCCGCCAACUGAGCCACAACCAAAUUAUGAGUCAGCGAAUUCUUCAAGAAAUAGUGUAAGAAGAAAUAUGUUUCCAGAUGAGGCUGGCUCUGCCUGUGAUGCAGCUCAAAUCGACUCUGAUCCAACAGAAAUCCUGCAGAUGGACUUUUCAGCGUUUGCUGUAGACGUUUUGCAAAUGUUUUUCAAAAUGAGUGAAAAAAGAGCCAUUAAUGUGUGAAUUUGUGAUGUUCAUCUUUCAAUUUAGAACUAGUGUGGGUGAAACCUAAUAGGCCUAUUUCUACUCAACUCGGAAUAAAAAUGGUGCUAGCUUUGACUGCCUGCGGUGGAUAGCUGGGGGAGAGUUGCCCCUUCCCCUUCCACCAGCCACAAGUGUCAAUCAUUUUCCCUACUACACGUGCUGGAAGUUGCACUUUCCCUCCUCCCUUCCUCAUAAGAGGAGAAGAAGAGAAAGAAGAAGAAAAAGAAGGGGAAGAGGAGGAAAAGAGAAAGAAAAAGAAGAAGAAGAAGGGGAAGAGGAGGAAAAGAGAAAGAAGAAGAAGAAGAGGGAGAAAAAGGAGAAGGAGAAGAGUAGGAAGAAGAAAAAGAAGAAGCAUAAGAAGGAGAGGAAGAAAAAGAAGAAGCAGAAGGAAAGGAAGAAGAAGAGGAAGAAAAGUAGAAGGAGGGAAAGGAGAAGAGUGUUUCGCCCUUCCACUAACCUUUGUACCGCCCAUACGCCACAUAAGUGGGGGGGGGGGACUGCGCUCCUCCGCUGCAGUCAAGGCGCCAGCACCAUUCUUAUUCCGAUUCGAGAUUAGUAUACUAGGACAUAAUUUAUUGAAUGGACUAAAAGCAUUGUUGCAUGACCUGAUGACUUUUCAUUUUCUUCAUCAUAGCCUUAUUUUUGUUAAAACAUAAAAAUAUCAACCAUUGAUUGAAGAUAAUUUAUUAUUACAGUACCUUUAUUUUACCUACUUUAUUCUCAAGUUAAGUCAGUAAAUUAUCUAUUUAGUCAGUAAACUCGAAUUAAUUAUCACUGUAUAAUAAUAAAUAAUUUUUCAUAACUCGUAA
Messenger RNA from Nilaparvata lugens (brown planthopper), 2920 nucleotides. RefSeq lists its product as uncharacterized. NCBI's taxonomy places the organism in Eukaryota, Metazoa, Arthropoda, Insecta, Hemiptera, Delphacidae. The record is from RefSeq and is a predicted model, not a curated record. The transcript has 12 exons. The coding region runs from base 159 to 2090 and encodes 643 amino acids.